AUGGAUUCAUCAAAAGUAAGAGUAUUAUCACCUGCGCUGGAUAGUCCAUUCAAAUCUACUGAAGUGCUCGGAAGUGCCUGAACCUUCUGCUAAGCGAGCGCACAGCGUACCGAUUUGCUACACGGCUUCCCUCGAAAGUGUGUGUUUGUGUUAGCGCGUGCAUUUUGGGCCGUGCGUGAACGAAGUCCCACAGUGUGAUACCAAGUAGGACACAGACGGACAAGUGUUACCAUCAACAAUCAAAUCGCCGUUCAACCCUAACCGGAAUCGGAGUCACCAUGCGCUACAUCUUGGUCGUUUUUGCGGCAACCGUCGCGUGCAUCUAUGCACAAAGCUUCAAGUGUCCACCAAAGGACGGUCAAUACGAGGACCCGGUCCAGUGCGACAAGUUCUACGAGUGUGUCGAUGGACGUGCCACCGAGCGACUCUGCCCGGAUGGGCUCGUCUUCGAUCCUACCAUUCGCAAGAUUAACAAGUGCGAUCAGCCUUUCAACGUAGACUGCGGUAACCGUGAAGAGCUGCAACCACCGCGCGGCAACAACCUGUGCCCAAGACGCAACGGAUUCUUCGCUCAUCCGGAUCCGGCCGUCUGCAACGUGUUCUACAACUGCAUUGAGGGUGAAGCUAACGAAAUCACCUGCACCGCUGGGCUGCACUUCGACGAGUACACGGGCACGUGCGUCUGGCCGAAUGAUGCCGGCCGUCAGGGUUGCAAUCCCGGAGCAAACAAGAAACUGAAGGAUGGAUUCACCUGCCCGAAGGAUCAGAAGACGGACGAGGCCGGACAGGUUGUGGCGCACCCGAAAUACGCCCACCCGACCGACUGCCAGCGGUUUUACGUCUGCCUGAACGGUGUGGAGCCGCGUGAUCUCGGCUGCCAGGUCGGAGAGGUGUACAACGAGGAGACAGAGCGAUGCGACGCACCCGAAAACGUUCCCGGCUGCGAGGACUGGUACAAGGAGAGUGACGAGAAGAAGAACUGAGCUGUCGUCAUGAAAUCCCUCACCCCGAGUUCCCUCGUUCUAGUUGUCCCUCCUAUUCCCCUCGUAAUUCCCACUUUGUAGUUUGUCGUCCAGUAAGAUGAGGAACGCCAAGAAUUUGUAGACUGAUGACACCUUCUCGGAAAUAUCCGACAUUCACCAUACCAGAAUACAGUAAAGAACGAUACAUAAGUUAUCAGGAAAAAAGAAAGAAAAAAGAAGAAGAAGAAGUAAACAACAACAAAAUGGCGACGGUCGCAGACCGUGCGCGUUGCGAUAUGUCGUUUGUUUCUGAACAACAACAACGGAAAAAAGAAAGCAAAAAGAAGUGCUCUUGUAUUAGCGCACGCCAAUGAAAAGACUCAUUACGUUUGUACUUUUGUUUUAAAAUAUGUUAACGAACCCCUCGAAGCUGUACAACCCUCCCUUGUACGAUUUUGUUCUCAAUUUGUUUUGAGCAAUAAUAAAUGAAAAAAUAAAAUAAAAAACAAAAACAAAUGACAGAAAACCUUAA
Anopheles arabiensis is the source of this 1494-nucleotide messenger RNA. Its product is annotated as protein obstructor-E-like. The transcript is spliced from 5 exons. Gene Ontology annotation, cellular component: extracellular region. The coding region runs from base 279 to 983 and encodes 234 amino acids. The record is from RefSeq and is a predicted model, not a curated record. Gene Ontology annotation, molecular function: chitin binding. NCBI's taxonomy places the organism in Eukaryota, Metazoa, Arthropoda, Insecta, Diptera, Culicidae.